Messenger RNA from Chara braunii, 2483 nucleotides. The record is from the annotation of a GenBank genome assembly. Lineage: Eukaryota; Viridiplantae; Streptophyta; Charophyceae; Charales; Characeae.
GACAGAAGUGAGGGGGGUGAUGAGCUGUAAUCCUUUCUCUGCCGAUCUAUCACUUACUGAGGAAGGAGCAUGAGGAUGUGAGCACCGGAUUCUCGUUCUCUCUAGUAACCAGGGUGUUGCAGCGGUGCCAUGGCACCUGGCUUCCUUGCUGUGUUUCGGGAUCUCACAGUUCGUGAGGGCGACACUUUGCUCCGCCUGCUCACAUUCAGAUCUGCCUGAUGGAUGGCCUCAGAUGGAGGAUGAGGGACAUCGGAAUCUGAAGAAAUGAUAUCUCCCGCGCAUCAGCAUCAUGGGAUUACGAGACCCGGUGUCGUCGACCAACCAAACUGCGGUUGGAGGUGUCCUGACGCCCCAACUGCAGGGUGAUGUAGGGCCGGAGGGCCGGUUGCCGAUCUACUAGAGUCUAGAGUGUAGCUGCACUUAUAGUUUCGCCCUGGGGCACGAGCUUGCCACUUUGUAUUACAAUCGGGCCGAGUAGUAUUCCUCCUCGGCCACAGGACUACCUUCUUCACCCAAAUAGAACGUACGGUCAUUUUCGCGGCAUCUAGCCAAAUACGGCUAUCAUGACCCCACGUUGUAUUCGGGAGACCACGGUCGUUGCGCUGGGAGGACUGAUUACUGAGUAAUCGGACGACAGUUUGAGGAGGGACGGUGGCAGAUAGACGCGCAGUGCGUGACGAAUGAUCGGCUGGGGGUAGCAGAAGUUGGUCUUGUCCUUGGACACGUGUGGGCGAUCUGAAGUUGGUUAGGCGUCUUUCAACAGCGUAUAUGACUGCGUCCCACGGAAAGGAGAAUCGCGGCGCCUAUCUUCGUCGUCAUCUGUAAUAACCUGAUUGGUCGAUAUGAAGCGUUUCUUUGCCUAUCAUCAUCAUCAUGAUGAUCAUCAUCAUCUGUGAUUGCGUGAUUCGUUUGUGUGAAGGGGCUGAGGGAUGAUGGCGAGCGAUGGAAUUAGAGUCUUGUCGGUUUGGAAUCCAGUCACCGUGUAAUGGAAAUGGUUGCCGACAACGAGAAUUGAACUGUGUGAUUCGCUGAAUGCUACAGUCUUCCCCCGAAUACAACGUACGAUCAUGCUAGGUGAAUUUAGACUGAAAGAUGCCCAAAUUCAGCUAUAAUGACCGUACGUUGUAUUCGGGGGAAGACUGUAGGUUCGUGGUCUCUUCAAUCACCCUCAUGCGAGGGCUCUGUGUCCGAUUGGGAGGUACAAGGGCUCUGUGUCUGGUAUGGAAGCACAUGAGCACAAGAGCUCUGUGCCCGAUUGGGAGGUUACAAGGAGUCUUUUUUGUGUGUGUGAUUGGCUGAUCCUGUGUUAGAUCAUAAGCCUCUCUAUCUUGUCGUCCGAGGGCAUACCCACACUACGGUAGGACUUUUUUCUACUAGGCUCUGGAUGAUUGCCGACAGAUUCAUGCCAGUCCGGCCAUAAUUGCUGUUAGAUGUAUUUAGGAAAGUGCCAGUGCCCUCGUUCUCCACUCUAUACUGAUCCCUUGGGCAUGUGACCAUGUCCAUCGCCACGCGGAAAGACAUGAACCGGAGGGAAUCAUUCUCUGGCUCGCCUCCUGUGGCCCUCCCCAGUCGUAAAGAUUCAUUCACUGGCUCGUCUCCUCUGGAGAGCAGGAGUCAGCUGUCCAGUGAUGGACUGGCACUCUUUGACGCCAUGUUGCAUGGAUGGGAGAUCGUGGGGUUUUCGCUUCCUCGAGAGAAAUUUCCACUCUCCAUCAGCGGGCUUUUCAACGACAUUUUCGUCAUCAAUGCGUACCGCGGUACGCUGACGCCAGCAAAGAUGUGUCUGAUCGAGCUACCCAACUUCCAUUCUCUUGCGGAAGCGCUGAGCCGGGUCAGCCACUCCGCAGAUCAGACACUAGAGGAGUUCCGGCAGUACAUCAAACAGCGAGCCAUCUUCGUGCGUCGCAUUCGUGAUCAGUACGACGCAGACCUGCAUGUCGUUCAUCACUACGAGUUUGAGAGGGUAGCCAUUGAGUAUCCAUUGUUUGUCCCAUUUUUUUCUGCCGCAACCUCCAAUCUGCAUGAUCAACCAUUGACAGAGCUAAGCGAGGUCCAGUACGACCAAGUGGUGAAUGAGAUGCAUCAUCAUGCGAAACGGAACCACACUUGUUUCAAGGCUGCAUUUUUCUGUUUCGCUUUUUCUUGGUACGAUGCCUCCAAGGAUCCAAAGUCCUUCAAGCAGGCCAUCUUUCCUGACAUGUUGGGGAAACAGGUGUUCCGACGGGACUUCUCCAGAGAAAUGGUCACGCAAUUGCUGGUAUACCUCCGAGGGAAGGUCAUCGUCUUCAAGCAGAGCUUGCCCGACGAUGAGAUGAUGUUUCGGCACUAUGCAGCAAAGGGAAUAUCCACUUGGUUCUAUAGGUUGGAGAAGGCGGUUGAGGAGAACUUACGAUCCCGUGGUUAAGGACCAGGUGCAAGUGGACACUGAUUCACGAUCCCGUGGUUAAGGACCAGGUGCAAGUGGACACUGAUUCACGAUCCCG